Penicillium paradoxum is the source of this 1371-nucleotide messenger RNA. RefSeq names its product 1,3-beta-glucanosyltransferase gel1 (gene gel1). Bases 1 to 1371 code for a protein of 456 amino acids. The record is from RefSeq and is a predicted model, not a curated record. Lineage: Eukaryota; Fungi; Ascomycota; Eurotiomycetes; Eurotiales; Aspergillaceae. Gene Ontology annotation, biological process: fungal-type cell wall (1->3)-beta-D-glucan biosynthetic process. The transcript has a single exon. Gene Ontology annotation, cellular component: fungal-type cell wall; cytoplasm. Gene Ontology annotation, molecular function: 1,3-beta-glucanosyltransferase activity.
AUGAAGGGCACCGUUGCCUCUAUGGCCACGGCCAUUACUCUCGGCGCUUCCACCGUUCUCGGUGCCGACCUCAAGACCCGCGACAGCGACAUCACCCCCAUCACUGUCAAGGGUAACGCCUUCUUCAAGGGCGAUGAACGCUUCUAUAUUCGCGGUGUCGACUACCAGCCUGGCGGUUCCUCUGAUCUCGCUGAUCCCAUCGCCGAUGUUGAGGGUUGCAAGCGCGACAUCAAGAACUUCAAGGAGCUCGGCCUGAACACCAUCCGUGUCUACUCCGUUGACAACUCCGCCGACCACGACGAGUGCAUGGAAGCCCUGGCGGAGGCCGGUAUCUACCUCGUUCUCGACGUCAACACCCCCAAGUACUCUCUCAACCGCAAGGAGCCCGAGAGAUCAUACAACGAUGUCUACCUGCAGUACAUCUUCGCGACCAUGGAGAAGUUCGCCAAGUACGACAACACCCUGGCCUUCUUCUCUGGUAACGAGGUCAUUAACGACGGUCCUUCCUCCAAUGCCGCCCCUUACGUCAAGGCCGUCACCCGUGAUAUGCGCACUUACCUCCGCGCCCGCAAGCUCCGUAAGGUUCCCGUUGGUUACUCCGCCGCCGAUGUCGACACCAACCGUCUCGAGAUGGCCGAGUACAUGAACUGCGGUACCGACGAUGAGCGCAGCGACUUCUUCGCUUUCAACGACUACUCCUGGUGUGACCCCUCUUCCUUCACCACCUCAGGCUGGGACCAGAAGGUGAAGAACUUCACUGGAUAUGGACUUCCCCUCUUCCUCUCCGAGUACGGCUGCAACACCAACGACCGUGAGUUCAACGAAGUCAGCGCUCUUUACUCCACCCGGAUGACCGGUGUUUACUCCGGCGGUUUGGUCUACGAGUACACCGAGGGUGGCAACAAGUACGGCCUGGUCAAGAUCAAGGACGACGAGGUCACCACUCUCAAGGACUACAAAGCUCUCAAGGCCGCCUUCGCGAAGACCGACAACCCCAAGGGCGACGGCAAUUACAACACCACCGGCGGUGCCUCCGGCUGCCCUGCGAUGCAGAAGCCCAACUGGGAUGUCCCCACCGAUGCUCUCCCCGCCAUGCCCGCCCCCGCCAAGAAGUACCUGACCGAGGGUGCUGGCAAGGGUGUGGGUUUCAAGGGCAAGGGCAGCCAGGACGCCGGCACCAAGUCCACCAGCACUGCCACCCAGGGCUCCGGUGAUGUCGCCGCUGCCACCAGCACCAGCACCGAUAGUGCCAGCACCUCCGAGGGUGCUGCCGCCAACCUCAAGCCCAUGCAGUUCAGCUUCGCCCCUGCUACCGUCGGCCUGGUGACCAUUGUGUCCACCAUUUUCGGCGCUAGCUUCCUUCUCCUGUAA